Molecule: messenger RNA, 1039 nt
Organism: Pseudonaja textilis
Lineage: Eukaryota; Metazoa; Chordata; Lepidosauria; Squamata; Elapidae
Gene: COA5
Product: cytochrome c oxidase assembly factor 5
Biological process (GO): mitochondrial respiratory chain complex IV assembly
Cellular component (GO): mitochondrion
Source: RefSeq, a predicted model, not a curated record
GAGCAUAGGUGAAAGGUGAGCGAAGCUGUGGUAGCUCUCGGGAAGGGUAGUUCUUUGCGGCUGAGGAAGUUGCGGAGCCGCCAGUGACGGACGCCGCAAAGCCAGAAACGCGUCGCCGCGAUGCCGAAAUACUACGAAGGGAAAGAGGAGGACAGGCGGGCGUGCUCCGGGGUACGCGAGGAUCUGAAGUCCUGCCUGCUGGAGUGCCCCUGCGUCAUCAAGGAAGGGAAGAGCGCCAAACAAUGCUUGAAGGAAGGACAUUGCAGAGGUUUGCUAAUUUCCAUGUUUGAAUGCAGGAGAUCGUUGUUGGAUAACAGAACAAGAUUCAGAGGAAUAAAAGGAUACUGAAGCUGCCUUUUAAGAUGCAAUCUUGGGGAUAUUUUUGGCAGAUUGAAGAACCACAGUUUUCUGGGUUUCCUUCAAAGCUAUUCCUGGAUGUGAUAUCAUGAAAUGAUUGGCACUGUGCAUACCAGAGGUACUGAAUUGAAAAUCAAGCCUGGCAGUUUUGUGGCUAUCAUAUUGUAAAUAAAAUCUUUAACCUUCUGUUUAACCUUUGGCAUUAUUUUUCUAGGAACUGAAAUAAUGCAUAGGUUGAUUCAUUCUAUAAUAAUGUUUCAAUAUGUAAUAUUAUUGUAUUUACAUUUUAUAGCUUUUUAGCAAGUGUUCUGCAAAAAUGCCAAAUUAAGUAGACACCUUAUUCUCAUACGAAAGUAUUGCUGUAGUUCUGGAAAAGAUAUAUAAGCGUGGAGUCAUGUAAUAUAAUGUAAGCUGGUAUCCACUGAAGUAGAUAAAUGUGUUUACUGCAAACAUUCAUGAAUAUCCAGAUCCAACAAUUGAGGUAGAACUCAUUUUCUGCAAACACUGCAAUUUCAGAAAACUAGGAUAUGCUCUCGCACAACUUUGGACCCUCUGGAAGUCAUGUGAGAGAGCCAUGCUCUUAUGUGGCCUCCAGACUCUCAAAAAUGAGUUUGUUUUAUUUGCAUUUCAUUUUUAUAAUCAUUUGAUGUUUCUUUAUAUAAUACAUAGCAUCACACAUGAU